AUGGGUAUACUUCGUAGAAUAAAGAACAGCUUGUGCUGUGUUAGCAACAAGUACUUGGACGACGACGAUGAUGACGAUGCUACCUUCGUCGAUGAAGAUUCUUCGGAAUAUAAUAGUAGUGUUAGUCCAUCGUUUAGGGUCUCUGAGAAACAACCAUUACUGAGCAGUUUCGAGCAAGAAGAAAACACACGACUCACGACACUUCAGCAGCAUCCAGUUGUCUUGAAGUCAGUAUUACGACGAAAACGGAGCGUGGUAAAUGCCGCGAACGCUCCUCGAAGGAGGUAUAAUAUUUUGCUAUUUGGUGAUAGUUUAACUGCAGGCUGGUGUGAAGGUGGUUACGGAACUUAUCAUCCUUAUGGUCUAAGACUUCAAAAACAUUUUGACGACAAAGGAUUAGACGUUGAAGUUACCGUGAGUGGUGUUCCAGGUGAAUGUUGCGUUCACAUGGAAGAAAGGUUAAAACGUGAACUAGAACAACCUGGUAAAUGGUAUGAUUGGAUAGUCAUCUUGGGAGGAACCAACGACGUGUUCCAAGGAUAUUCUGCAUGGGACAUAUUUGAUGGACUAAAGAAACUGUACACACUUAGUUCUAAACACGGAGCUCGCAUUUUGGGAAUUACAAUACCCGAAUUUGAUUGGGACGCCGUAAAUCAUUUGGAUUACCAACGACGAAUAGUUAAUGAACAUUUAAAUGUAUAUAAUAAUAGUACAACUCGAAAUGCGUAUCAACUAUUCCUUCUCGACAAGUUUCUCCCGAUGAACUCGCUUACUGAAGAACAACGUAAAAUCUUCUGGGAUUCCGACGGUAUUCAUCCAACAGAGGAUGGGUAUGACCUUAUGGGCGAUUUGGUGUGUAUUCACAAUGGAAAAGUUUAG
This is a messenger RNA of Ambispora leptoticha, 879 nucleotides long. NCBI's taxonomy places the organism in Eukaryota, Fungi, Glomeromycota, Glomeromycetes, Archaeosporales, Ambisporaceae. The record is from the annotation of a GenBank genome assembly.